This is a messenger RNA of Punica granatum (pomegranate), 771 nucleotides long. Lineage: Eukaryota; Viridiplantae; Streptophyta; Magnoliopsida; Myrtales; Lythraceae. The record is from RefSeq and is a predicted model, not a curated record.
AUGAAUGCCUCUCUAGCACCUGGUUCGGAGCUCUGGAUGUUUAAUGAGGUUCAAGAGUAUGAGAGGGAAAAGAAGCUCACUGAUGGUGGUCUUGACCUCGGGCGUCUAGCAAACAUACAACUCGUUCACCGUGUAGGAAACACUGUUACACGCCGUCACUUGGAGAGUCUUCCACCAGAAUCCUUUGAUUCUAUCCUAGUUCUGCCUGAUGAGUCGAGGGAAGAUUCGGCGAUUCAAGCUGAUUCCAGAUCGCUUGCAACAUUGCUUUUGAUUCGCGAUAUUCAGGCAAAGCGGCUUCCUCGUCGAGAAGCUACCGUGUCUCAAUCUCACAGAGGAAGUUUCUCUCAAGGUUCAUGCAUGAGGGAAAAGCAGCAGGCUUCAAAUAGAUCGGUUAUUAUUUCUGAAAUCUUGGAUCCAAGGACUAAAUACCUGCUUUCUGAAACCAAAAUCAGUGAUUGUGUCUCACCGAAUGAACUUGUCAGCAUGGCAUUGGCAAUGGUUGUGGAAGAUCGCCAGAUAAAUGUCGUGUUGGAAGAGCUCUUCGCUGAGGAGGGAAACGAGUGGCAAAUCAGGGAGGCAGAUCUCUACCUCCACGAAGGAGAGGAGUUGAGCUUCUACCAGAUACUGCUACGUGCCCGACAGAGGAGGGAAAUUGUCAUAGGAUACCGUUUAUUUAAUGCCGAGAAAGCUGUGAUAAAUCCCCCUGCCAAAACCAAAAACCGGAGGUGGUCUGUGAAGGAUGCUUUUGUCGUGAUAGCGGAAAUGGAAUGA